UUGUAAACACUCCGACCGCCGCCGCCGCCGCCGCCGUCGUCUCCGCCGUCGCCCGCCCGUUGCCUCUGCCGUUGCCGCAGCAGCUUCCAACCAAGAUGGCGGCCGGUGGGAGCGGCGGCGGCCUGUCGUCCUGCCCGCCGGGGGUGGGGAACGGCUGCAGCAACGGCAACGGCGGCGGAGGCGGCGGCGGCGGGCCCGGGACCGGCCUGAGCUACAAUAACUGCGCCGUGGCGGCGGCCGCGGCCUCGGCCCCCGGAAACCCGGCGGCCGCCUCCGCCUCGGCCGCCUCCGCGGCCUCCGCCGCCGCGGCCUCCUCCGCCUCCGCCGGGCCCGGGGCCGCCUCCGCCCAGGCCGCGGGGAGCGGCGGCGGCGGGGCGGCCUCGGCCGUGGCGGCGGCGGCCCCCGGCCCGGGCCCAGCCCCAGCUGCGGCCCCGCCCGGGGCCGUGGGGGCGGCGGCGGCUGGGCUGGUGCUGCACCGCGAGCCCGUCUACAACUGGCAGGCGACCAAGCCCACGGUGAAGGAGCGCUUCGCCUUCCUCUUCAAUAACGAGGUGCUCAGCGACGUGCACUUCCUUGUGGGCAAGGGCAUGAGCUCGCAGCGCAUCCCCGCGCACAGGUUUGUGUUGGCUGUGGGCAGUGCUGUCUUCGAUGCAAUGUUUAAUGGUGGAAUGGCCACAACUUCUACAGAAAUUGAACUGCCAGAUGUGGAGCCUGCUGCUUUCUUAGCUUUACUCAAAUUUCUUUAUUCUGAUGAAGUUCAGAUUGGACCAGAGACUGUUAUGACCACACUUUAUACAGCUAAAAAAUAUGCUGUUCCUGCUCUUGAGGCACACUGUGUGGAAUUUCUAAAGAAAAAUCUCCGAGCUGAUAAUGCUUUCAUGCUUCUAACGCAGGCAAGACUCUUUGACGAACCCCAGCUGGCCAGCCUGUGCUUGGAGAAUAUAGAUAAAAACACAUCGGAUGCCAUCAAUGCAGAGGGUUUCACAGACAUUGAUUUAGACACGCUUGUUGCGGUGUUGGAGCGGGACACCUUGGGCAUUCGAGAGGUUCGUUUAUUUAAUGCAGUAGUCCGCUGGUCAGAAGCAGAGUGUCAGCGGCAGCAGCUUCCAGUGACUCCAGAAAACAAGCGGAAAGUUUUGGGCAAAGCCCUUUCUCUCAUUCGUUUCCCACUGAUGACAAUUGAAGAAUUUGCUGCAGGGCCUGCUCAGUCAGGCAUCCUCACUGACCGAGAGGUGGUCAGCCUGUUUCUCCACUUUACCGUGAACCCAAAGCCGCGAGUGGAGUUCAUUGACAGACCACGCUGCUGCCUUCGAGGGAAGGAAUGUAGUAUCAACCGCUUUCAGCAGGUGGAGAGCCGCUGGGGCUACAGCGGGACUAGUGACCGCAUCAGGUUCUCAGUUAACAAAAGGAUAUUUGUGGUUGGGUUUGGAUUAUAUGGAUCAAUACAUGGACCAACGGAUUAUCAAGUCAACAUCCAGAUCAUUCACACUGACAGCAACACAGUCUUGGGUCAGAAUGACACCGGCUUCAGCUGUGAUGGGUCCUCUAACACAUUCCGGGUCAUGUUUAAAGAGCCUGUGGAGAUCCUGCCCAAUGUCAACUACACAGCAUGUGCAACACUGAAGGGUCCGGAUUCCCACUACGGCACCAAAGGCCUGCGCAAAGUGAUCCGGGAGUCACCCACAACGGGGGCCAAGACCUGCUUCACCUUCUGUUACGCGGCUGGAAACAACAACGGCACCUCGGUGGAGGACGGACAGAUCCCAGAGAUCAUCUUCUACACAUAAUGGCCGCCCGGCAGUACCCUCCUGGAGUGGCCCUCUCCCCCUCUCCUCUCCGGCCGAGUCCGACCGUGCCGAUGGGCGCGGCUGGCCCCACGCACACUUCAUGUUUCUGCCUCGUGUUAGUGAUGCCGCUGCCGCUCUCCCCCACAGACUGGUUUACAGGAAUCCACUAGAGUCACAUGGGGUAGUAACUGCCUCCAUUUUAGUGGUCAUCUUAUCCUCUGAGUUCAUGAAAAGCAUUUUUUUAAAAAUUGUAAUGAAUGUAGAUGCUUUUAUGUUGAUUAGAAGCAUGAAAAAAAUACUUUGGUUGAGGUGGGAAACUUCCUGUAAUGAGACAAUCCCUUAAGAGAUUGGAGGAAAAACAAAAGGAGGGUCAUAUUGACCCCUGCCAUGUCCUCCUCCCCCUUCCCUCCCACAUCCUCCUUCCUCAUACACCGGGGAAAGAGCAUUUGUCCUUUGGGUCCAGGGCUACAACCUAAUGGGGUGAGGUUUGCUUCACUGCAAAGGUUUUUAAGUGAAUGUCUGAAGAGAGCUGUUCUUGAAAGUUGGUCAGCCCUGUGCUGCCCCUCGGUCACUUGUAUUCCUUUGUUAACUAGAGACAAUCUGUUGUGCGUCCUAGAAGUGGCACCAGUUGAACUGACCACCUGUCUGUAAGUGAGGGCCAGCACGUCGGCGUGUGAAGAGGAGCAGAGGUGGGGUCCUAGAGCGCCCCAGCAGACUUUCUCCUGGGUCUAGAUAGUGGCACCAUUUUGUCAGUGUCCAGUAAGCUCGGGGGUGACCCCAGACUGUCUUGGGGGAGCCAGUUGAGAGAGAAAAAGGAAGUCCUUUCAGCGGCAGGAGUUGUCAGGUAAACUAACCUGAUCCCAGAACCCCUGUAAAACUGCCGUUGUCUGUGUCAUUUAUUUUUGUAGACUGCACGUUGCAAUGCAUUCUAGGAUUGACCCUUCUCCUGUAAGGAGGGGUAUGUAUGGUGUUGGGGGAAGGGAGAGAAGUCCUCGUUCUUAUUUUGUGUGUGUGUGUGUGUGUGUGUGUGUGUGUGUGUGUGUGUGUGUGUGUGUACUCCUGGAUGCCCAGAGCCUAGGUCAGGAAACGGCCCCGCCCAGAGGGCUCAUUGACAGAUAGUCCAGGGCUGAGGGAACAUUUCAGGAACAUGUUGCAGACUUUGUACUUGUUCAUCCCCACUCCUUCUAGUCCUCCCGUGGUCAGAUGGGGUCUGUGCUUGUCUGGGCCGGUCUCUUCCCUGUUUUAGUGCUUUAGUGAUGUAAAUUUUUCUGCAGCCUUUUUCUAAGGCUUACAUUUGGGAAAGAUUCUUAGUACAGAAGGGGGCAGCUUAUACCCGUUUGCUUUUUGCCUUGUUCUUACCGGAGAGGGUGAGGAUGUCCCUUUCCCCUUUCACUUCGUGCACAUUAGGGAAUUGACUCCAAGACCUGAUUUACAACUGGAUCACUCACAGAAAUGUCACGUUUUCCUUGUUUGAGAAUUGUGUGGGGCCAUUCCCCUGUUCCUUUUCUUUGUAUCUUGGUUAAAUGAUGCUACUCAGAUCCCCGAGGGGCGAAAAGGCUUGAGUUUGUUGUUCAUUUGCUUCUCUCUUCAAGGCCGUGUCAGAAGGGAGGAAGCCUCAGCUAAAAUGCAGAGAUGGGCUUGUCCUUCUGCCCCGUGUUGGAAUAUGGGGCUUAACUCACUUGGUUUAUCUCUGUGGGCACUGAAACGUGCCUCAAACCUGCCUCCUGCCCUCAUGCCUCCUCCCUCACAGCAACGAGCCGGGAAGAUGCCUUCUGCCUUGCUGUUUGAGGUCUGAGGACUUGUAUCUGAGGGCAGUUUUCUUACAGGGGUGAAUAGUCAUCCCCUUUUCUCUUCAACAGUAACUGUAGCUAGGCUUUGCUGUCCAGGCUGAGCUGGUAGCAGGCCAAGCCAUAUAGCCUGAUUGAACAGAGCUGGUAGAGAUGGAAGGCCCAGAUGUUCAUGUCAUAGGUCUAGUCCUUGGGUCAGGAGCCUGGUACCAGGCAGUGUGUGAGCUGAUUUCCUCAGUGGAUGACCAGGCCCACCAGCCCCUUCCUCCCUGCUAGAAUAUAGAUUGUGUUGCUGUCUCUGGUGAGCACUUAGCUUGCUUUUACCUUGAUGUUGUUACUGAAUGUCGGCGUUCUCUGCCUAAAGGUGCUGGAGGGACACCGUUAGGUCUCCCUGCUUUCCCACUUCCGUUUCCUCUGGUGCCCCCUUCCUUCCUCAUCUUGUCCCAUCCCCCUGCCCAAGAAAGCAGGAUAUUCCUUGGGUACUAUAUACCAAGCACUUGUAACAGGGGAAGAUGAGUUGUCAGUUUGUGCGUGUGCGCGCGCGUGCGUGUGUGCACAUGUGUGUGUAUGUGCGUGUGCUUGUGUGUGUGUGUGUGUGUUCAUUCCAACAGUUUUUCAGUUUCAGUGAUUCCUUCUGUUCUACAGAAUCCCUCCUCCCAGAAGCCAUGGCAAAGGUGUGGUCCCUCACACCUCGUCCUAUUGAAAUGAUUUUUUAAAAAUAAAAUAAAUGUGUAUACAUCUUCUGAGCAAUGUACAUUCUUAUGGCUUUCUGCAGUUUGGGCAUUGUAGCUAGGAUGGAUGUAACUCGCUGCUGAACAUGCCUGUCUCCUGAAGUUGGAGAAUUUCCUUGUAUUCAUGUCCACCCUUGAAUUGGAGUUGGGAAUGUCUCGAUUCAUGAGCAUUGCUAUAUUGAUGAAUGUAUCUAAUGAUUUCUCACAUUCAGUGUUCAAACACUCCGCUUUCGGCCAGCUUUGUGACUUGUAAAUAGGUAAUCAAUAAAGAAAUGGGGUUGGUUGUCUUUGA
Molecule: messenger RNA, 4597 nt
Organism: Trichosurus vulpecula (common brushtail)
Lineage: Eukaryota; Metazoa; Chordata; Mammalia; Diprotodontia; Phalangeridae
Gene: BTBD2
Product: BTB domain containing 2
Exons: 9
Coding region: 96-1787 (563 amino acids)
Biological process (GO): neurogenesis
Cellular component (GO): P-body; cytosol
Molecular function (GO): protein binding
Source: RefSeq, a predicted model, not a curated record